Molecule: messenger RNA, 3309 nt
Organism: Amblyraja radiata (thorny skate)
Lineage: Eukaryota; Metazoa; Chordata; Chondrichthyes; Rajiformes; Rajidae
Product: transmembrane anterior posterior transformation protein 1 homolog
Exons: 14
Coding region: 17-1702 (561 amino acids)
Biological process (GO): positive regulation of cilium assembly
Cellular component (GO): ciliary basal body; endoplasmic reticulum membrane
Source: RefSeq, a predicted model, not a curated record
UUUAUGUCUUUGGUUUAUGUUUCCCUUCCUCCUCCUCCCCCUCCGUCAGAAGAUGGCGGCGGUGCUGGAGAACGGGGAUAAGAGAGAGAGUGAGGAAUGUAGCUCUGACCGGGGUGUCCGCCGCACAGAAACGUUGGGCUUUUACGAGACGCAGAACGAUCCGAGCACGCACGCCGGCAAGAAACGGAAUCUGUCAGAUCUGUCCCUGCUGAGAUUUAUUAGUGCUGAGUUAACACGAGGAUAUCUUUUGGAACACAAUGAAGCCAAGUACAAGGAAAGGAGGGAGAGAGUAUACACUUGUCUGCGAAUUCCUCGAGAAUUGGAAAAGUUGAUGUUUUUUGGAUUCUUCCUCUGCCUGGAUGCCUUUCUAUAUCUCUUUACUCUACUACCACUUAGAGUCCUUCUGGCUCUAAUGCGAUUUAUUACUCUACCUUGUUGUGGGUUAAGAGAUGGAAGAUUACUGCAACCUGCUCAAGUGUGUGACAUACUUAAGUCAGUUAUAAUGGUCAUCUGCUUUAUUAUGAUGCACUAUGUGGAUUAUUCCAUGAUGUACCAUCUAAUUAGAGGACAAUCUGUCAUCAAACUCUACAUCAUCUAUAAUAUGUUAGAGGUAGCAGAUCGUCUAUUCUCUUCCUUUGGUCAAGAUAUUUUGGAUGCACUGUAUUGGACAGCCACAGAACCUAAAAAGAAAAAACGGGCUCAUAUUGGGGUGAUACCUCACUUUUUCAUGGCGGUGCUUUAUGUUUUCCUGCAUACAAUUUUGGUCAUGGUGCAAGCAACAACAUUGAAUGUUGCUUUCAAUUCCCACAACAAAUCAUUGUUGACCAUCAUGAUGUCAAAUAAUUUUGUAGAAAUAAAAGGAAGUGUUUUCAAGAAGUUUGAGAAGAAUAAUCUGUUUCAGAUGUCCAAUAGCGAUAUAAGGGAGAGAUUCAAUAACUACGUACUUCUGCUGAUUGUGUGUUUGCGGAAUAUGGAACAAUUUUCAUGGAACCCAGAUCAUCUUUGGGUGUUGUUUCCAGAUGUUUGUAUGGUAAUUGCAUCAGAAAUGGUUGUGGAUGUGGUUAAACAUGCUUUUAUUACAAAAUUCAAUGAUAUUACAGCUGAUGUAUACAGUGAGUAUAGAGCCAGCCUUGCAUUUGACUUGGUCAGCAGCCGUCAAAAAAAUGCAUAUACAGAUUAUAGUGAUACUGUAUCAAGGAGAAUGGGAUUUAUACCACUUCCUUUAGCAGUUCUGCUAUCCAGAGUUAUCACAAGUUCCACAAAAAUUCAGGGAGCCUUGGCUAUUGUCAGUCUAUUGAUGUUUUACCUCGGGCUGAUUGCACUUAAAGUUCUGAACAGUAUUGUGUUGCUGGGGAAAUCUUGCCAAUAUGUAAAGGAGGCCAAAAUGGAGGAGAAGCUGUUCCAAUCCCCACCAACCAGCAUCCCUGGGAAAUCUGCCAAAAAAUCUGUCAGCAAAGUUCAAUCACCUCAAGGUGUUCCAGCAGAAGAAAUGCAAUCAGAAUCCAUCAUUAACCAGCCUGCAUCUCUGUCAGAAAGUGUAUCGACUCUGGUCUCAAGCAAUAGUUCUGAGCAAUUUAUGACAACCCCUAAUAUUGAGGACAAAGGAAUCGCACAGGAUAAAUCUGAAAGCAAGCAAUGUUCUUCAAAAGAAGACCUACUUGAAAUAGACAGGUUCACAAUUUGUGGAAAUCGGAUUGAUUGAUUGAUUAUUGCAACGACCUUUUGAGUGCAGCUUCAGAUAUAAGCCAUUGCAUGGCAAAUGGAACGCUAUGGAGCUUGACAGUAUAUAAAGGUUCAAGAGCUGCCAAAGGAGGCACUGAUCAGGAAUAUUUAUUAAAAUCUUUAUAAUUUAUUGAUGAUUCAAUCCUAAAAAAUAUUUUACCUGUUUAUUUUCCGUCUCUGGAAAUAUUUGGUUUGAAAUACGCCAUUUUGGUUUGUGUAGCAAUUUCCUGUGGCAGAGGAAGAAAAUCGUUUGGUUGGUUUCUAUGGAGACCUAGUAGAUUAAUGCUUUCAAAGACAGCUUUCUCCACAGCUGUUUGGAUUUUGUGCAAUAUUUCUUGCCACUCGUGAUGCAAUUACACCUUCAUACAAUAAUGUGAACAUACAGCCAGAUAACUUGCGUUUUGGCUUUUUUAAAUGUUUUCAACACAAUUCUCUUGUAUUUGCAGAUUUUCAUUGCGGAUAUGUGCCUCUUGCAGUGACUUUUUAAAGAAAUGUAAUCCUAUUCUGUCAGAAAAGAAAUGUUGAACCCAAACUUCAAGUUGAAGUUUAAAAUUAUUUCUGGGGAAUUUUCAAUUAUAAGGUGAAUGUUCAAGUGAUGUCGAUAAAGGAAAUGUUUAUGUGUUGAUCCCUUAAAAGGAAUAACCUGCACAUGGCAAGUUAGACCUUUUCUAACACAAAACUCUGAAAUAUCCAGAGUUACUGGCCACCUCAGAGAAAGAAACAAUCCUUCCUUAAAGUUCUGGGAUAUUGAAAUGUCUUGCCUUUCACAUACAGGAAAUGAUGCCAGCCACUUUCAGCAUCUUCUACUUUUAUUUCAGAUUUCCAUCAUUCUUCUUUUCUUUUGCAGUUUCCUAAGAAUAGAGUUUGUAGUGCAAUAGAAAAAAUUGAAGUUAUACAAAAGAGUGAAUCAUCAGACUGUAUAUUGGUAAGGAAUGAAACACACGUUGAAAUUCUGAAGAAGCAGAACAUUUUCAAUUAGUAAGAGGCUAAAGUGGAUAAUUUCCCCAUAACUAUGUGCUCAAAGGAAAGAUGUGCAAGACCCACAAGUAACUAAUUUUACAGCUUUUUAUUUAGUGAACUGCAUUAAUCUUUUAGAGUUCUCGUAUGUGCAAUGCUUCUAGCAUUUUGUUCUAAAUACAAUACUGUUUGCACUAAAUGCAAUAAUAUUUUUGUUUAAGGUUUCAUGAAAAAUAUCGUUAUUCAAACUUCUAACUUCAAACUUUGCAAUAUUUUGCAAGAAAUAUUUCACGUUAGCUGAAAGUUUAAAUGGUCUAACUGAAGUAGCAUGAGGCAGGCGUGAAAACAUUAACUUACAGGUAUUUUGUCAUUAAUUUAAGGGUGCUAUCAAGGUUAUAAACAUUCACAUUUCUAAAAAAAUGACAAUAACUAUCUCCCUACUCUGCAAAAUGACAUGACUGAAAUUUAUAAAGGCACCAAAUACAAAAUCUUCUGUAUCUUUUUAUAAUUAGUACAACAUGUAAAAGAACUAUGCUGAAUAAAUGCCCUUUUUUUGUAACUCAAAAUACUUGUUUUCUUAUGUGACAUGGAUCAAGGCCAUCAUAAUAAACAAAAAUGUUUGUCAAUGAA